AUGCCAAAACAGGAUGCUUAUACAAAGGAGCUAAAUCAAUUGUUAUUGGAUUAUCAGCAAACAGGGCAGAUACAAAAUGAAAGCAUUGGUCGUAUAUACCGACUCCGGAAGUCUAUUGAAUGGCUACGUGAUGAAACCAUCGAGGAAAGUGCGGCAUUGAACAACCAGUUAAUUACACAUAAACUAUAUUUGAAGGAUGAAAUUAAUCAGUUGUAUAGACUUGAGCGUAGCAAGCAGGAAACUGUUCAAAAUGAGCGCGAUAAGGAUAAUUUGAGAAAACAGUUGCAGAAGCACUAUAAGCAACACUCAUUGACAUCACAGGUUGAAGCACUAAAGGAGAAGGAAUCAGGAAAGGGUAAAGAACCUAGUAAGUCAGGUCUCAAGUUGAUACUACGAAUACCCAAGAAUGAUAGGAUACAGAAGCUAAAGGGGGAAAAAAAGAAACUCGAGAAGAAGAGUGCAGAUAAAAAGAGUGCUAAGGAAGUUGCUAUCAAGUCGAUGAGAUUGAAAAACACUUCUCCUUCAGUUAUACAAGCUAAAAAGGUCAAGAGUCUGGAAAGUAUAAACAAUGAUGAGGAUAACAAAAGGUAUUGUUUUUGUAAACAGCCUUCAAUGGGAGAUAUGAUUGCCUGUGAUAACGAAACUUCCUGUUGCAAUGGCGAAUGGUUUCACUACAAAUGCGUUAAUUUGCUAAGCAAAGCAGAAGCUUCGAAAUAUACUACUGGUAAAACACCAUGGUUUUGUUCCAUCGAGUGUCGGGAAACAGUCAAUGCCGAAAAGAAGAGGCAAAAGCUAAAGCAGAAAAGAAGAGGCAAAAGCUAA
Lodderomyces oxycetoniae is the source of this 822-nucleotide messenger RNA. RefSeq lists its product as uncharacterized. The transcript is spliced from 2 exons. The record is from RefSeq and is a predicted model, not a curated record. The coding region runs from base 1 to 822 and encodes 273 amino acids. Lineage: Eukaryota; Fungi; Ascomycota; Pichiomycetes; Serinales; Debaryomycetaceae.